CCCGUCCCGACGCUACUCCGGCCGAGCGGGGGAGGCGGCGGAUCCCGCUCCCGCUCCGUAUCCCGAUCCCGCUCCCAGUGUCCCGCUCCGGAUCCCGCUCCCGGCUCGAUCUGAAGACGAGCUGCUGCAUUGAUUAUCUGAAGAAGUCUCUGUUAAGACUGCAAGAAGAGACUACCAGCUGACUGGAGGCCAAGAACAGAGUGCAGCACUGGCAGUAGGUACCUUAACAUGGGGAACCUUCUAAAAGUUUUGACAUGCACAGACCUUGAGCAGGGGCCAAAUUUUUUCCUUGAUUUUGAAAAUGCCCAACCUACAGAAUCUGAAAAGGAAAUUUAUAAUCAGGUGAAUGUAGUGUUAAAGGAUGCAGAAGGAAUACUGGAAGACUUGCAGUCAUAUAGAGGAGCUGGCCAUGAAAUACGAGAGGCAAUACAGCAUCCCAAUGAUGAGAAGCUGCAAGAGAAGGCAUGGGGUGCAGUUGUGCCACUAGUAGGCAAACUAAAGAAAUUCUAUGAAUUUUCUCAAAGACUAGAGGCAGGAUUGCGAGGCCUGUUGGGAGCCCUGACGAGCACUCCCUAUUCCCCAACGCAGCACCUGGAGCGAGAGCAGGCUCUCGCGAAGCAGUUUGCAGAAAUUCUUCACUUUACACUCCGAUUUGAUGAGCUCAAGAUGACAAAUCCUGCUAUACAGAAUGACUUCAGCUACUAUAGAAGAACUCUGAGCCGUAUGAGGAUUAACAAUGUCCCAGCAGAGGGAGAAAAUGAAGUAAAUAACGAGUUGGCAAACAGGAUGUCUUUAUUUUACGCUGAAGCAACGCCAAUGUUGAAAACCUUAAGUGAUGCUACCACAAAGUUUGUGUCAGAGAAUAAAAAUUUACCAAUAGAGAAUACAACAGAUUGCUUAAGCACCAUGGCCAGUGUGUGCAGGGUCAUGCUGGAAACCCCUGAAUAUAGAAGCAGGUUUACAAAUGAGGAAACAGUAUCAUUCUGUCUGAGGGUAAUGGUGGGUGUCAUCAUACUCUAUGACCACGUGCAUCCAGUGGGCGCUUUUGCCAAAACUUCAAAAAUUGAUAUGAAAGGAUGCAUCAAAGUUCUUAAAGACCAGCCUCCUAACAGUGUAGAAGGCCUUCUAAAUGCUCUCAGGUACACAACAAAGCAUUUGAAUGAUGAGACUACCUCCAAGCAAAUUAAAUCCAUGUUGCAAUAACAAUUACCUGGAAUUCGCACCUGCUGUAGACAGUAUUCUGCAAUGACUGAGAUGCACAGAUUUAUUUUUUUUUAGUGAUUGCAACUACUAUCUCGUUCAUUCUUGCUUUUUAUUUUCUCUCUUCCUGUUUACCCUUUUUUUUUUUAAUCACUUUCUUGUUCCUAAGUAAGCUCAGACUUCUUUUCUGUGCCAAAUCAAAGAAAUUUAUCAAUUCUGGAAAGUAUUUCUACUUUUCAGAAUAGCCAUCCUAAGUGGCAGCUAAUUAUGCGUUGCAUUUGGAUUUCUCUGUACUGGGGAAAGAUUUGUGACUUGAACUAAAUAUUUUUAAACUUGUGGUUUUUUUCUUUUUUUGAAAAACUAAUAUUUAAUAUUGCUUCUUCUGCAUGGCAAGACUGCCUACUUCUGCUAUUUAAAAAUCCCUUGAUGACUUCAUUUUCUAUUGCAGCUUAUUUUCAUGUGCAACCAUGAGGAAACUAAAAGCAGAUUUGUUUAAAUUAACUGUGUUUGUACAAAAUGGUACCCAACACAAAAGUUUUUUUAAAUGAGUAAAAACUGUUUUGUUUAAAAGUUACGUUUGCAUUUUGACUCAUUUUUGUAAGGAUGUAUGUUGUAUGUUUAACCUUUAAUAACUAACGUUAAACUGUGGUGUGUGCGUAGCAAAAUUACGUAUGCAUGUUCAUGUCAAAUGAUUGGCUGUGGAUAAGAUAAUAAAAUCAGCUUUCAUUUUUCUAAGUGUGGUUUGAUUUACCAGUAUUUUGAGUGAGAUGUCUUCGUGCUCUUUGGAUUUUUACAAAAAAAAUAAAUUUAUAAAUUUUAUAUAGUGAAAA
Messenger RNA from Lepidothrix coronata (blue-crowned manakin), 2030 nucleotides. It is a transcript of the gene CYRIB, whose product is annotated as family with sequence similarity 49 member B. The transcript has 13 exons. Gene Ontology annotation, molecular function: small GTPase binding. The coding region runs from base 229 to 1203 and encodes 324 amino acids. The record is from RefSeq and is a predicted model, not a curated record. Gene Ontology annotation, biological process: regulation of actin filament polymerization; positive regulation of T cell activation. NCBI's taxonomy places the organism in Eukaryota, Metazoa, Chordata, Aves, Passeriformes, Pipridae.